GGGAUCUUUUAACACCAGCAUAGCCAAGAAUAAAUAUUGAUUUUCUGAAAUGCCAAAUACUCUUUUAACGUUCCCUUUGAUUUGAGCGAAAAAGCCUACAUUUCGGACAGCACAAAUCCCCAUGUUUCCGCGCUAGGAAAGACAUCCAAAAACAUUUUUUAAAAACCGUGUGAUUUUAGCAAGUGUUCCCUUCCUCGAUCCUCGACAUUCGUGUUUUCAUGUACAAUUAUCCUUUUGGAUUAAUUAUAUUUUAGAAUUUCCUGCCGUGCAUUUAAGACUGCAGUUUUUAAUCACCACAGUAAACUUAUGAAAUUUCCUUUAUAACAAAUCCACAUUAACUCUACUCCUGAGGUGACUGUUUUAGCAAUAUUCGUUGCCAGCCAAAACAAGCACAGUUUGUGGUUUUCUGUUAUUGUUAAUAGUAAAUAUGAUGAUUUUCCAUUCAAUUAAGGGCCAUUCACUUUCACCAUGUUAAUUAAGAUGAAAUAGUACGUUUGUCCCCAUAGACUUUCUGUCUGUUCACGAGUAUUUUGCAAAUCCUCUUAGAACUCUCGACCCAAAAUCUAUUACUUAAUGGCAUACACUAAAAUCGUGCUCCUUUAAUACCCCUAGCUAAUUGAGAUUUUUAAUAACUAUCUGCUUAAUGGUCCCUAGCUGUCCUGGUUCUCCUCCGGGAAGAUUUAGCCCGAUGAAUAAGUAGACUUGCGUGCGAGAGACUAAUCACCGAUCAGCGAGAAUCGAAAUGACACGGUGCAGUAACGUUAAUUAUAGCUAUUUCUUUCGGGACCACUCGCUUUAGGCAUCCGGCCAGCUUAUCUGAAUUUUAGCAUUCCAGGAAAUACAUUUUGAAAGGUGCGUGAAAGUAAUUCAUAGUAGAGUGAUCUCGCCAUUGAUAGGGGUUUAGGCUUCAAUCGCCAGCAUGCUGCUUUUCUUACAAAUGUUAGACGCGCUCUGUCACCGAAAGCAGUGUUGCAGGUGCGUUUAGCGUGCUGUCGCUGUAAGUCGUGCCGUGAUUCGCCCGUUUUAUACCUCUGUCAACUGAAAAGCCUGGGAUUCAACUAUCAAGGAUCAAUCACAAAAGCUCGCUGCUUUAAAAUAGGAAACAGCGUUUGACAGAGGCAUUUCUUGCUGUGCGUUUGAAUAGACGCAAGAAGCUGCUUAUAUUAGACCGAGGACCACUCAAUUGAAGGCAGAUGCAAGAGAUGUUGGGAGAUCUGACCUCUUAUUUGCAUGAGUGAAUAGUGGUCAUAAGAAUUCUGGGUACAACUUGACGAAUUUCGCCAGAGUUCUGAUAUUGUGCUCGUGGCUUGUGAACGCAUUUUGCGGUGAAACUUGGAAAUUAAUCCCUUUUGGAGACAUCGCCUCAAGAUUACGCAGAACAUAACAACACUUCGUGAACAACAGCAUAACAAAUGUGUUGAACAACCACAUCGAAAAAUAUUGGAUUUGACAGUACAGUCAGACAAAUAACACGCGCUGGAGAGGUUUUCCAAGAUCUUGGAAAAUUCCUCACACACGACGAUUUUGGGCUUGCACUGGAUUACUGUGAAGAGUAACUCGUGUUGAUCUAUCAAAAACCAUGUUGUAGUAUGUAUUGCCUAGGAUAUGGCAUUAACGUUUCAACGCCAAAACAAUUGCGGUAAACUUGUUGCAAAACUGCAGAAGUAGUUGACGUGUGGCGUUGUCGAUAUUAUACGCGGAAAAUAGCGCUUGUCGAAUUGUUUUGAAUUCAAUGUGAGAGAUUUUUUUAUUGCGCUCGCCCUUGGCACUUUAAAAUCCUAUUAGCGCGGAGACUGUUACAAGAACAUUUACUAAGGCUCCAAUACGACUCAUCAACCAUAAUCAUAACAUUCCAGCAGAACUUAUAGCUAAAAGAUCACGACAAUCAAAACAUUCCGCCUAGUCUUAUAUUGGAAGUCUAUUGAAUCCGGAGCGCGGAAAAUCCUAUUUUUUGUAACACGGCUUCAAGGCAAAACUCACGAACACCCGAACAUGGGAGAAUACGACAGCCGAAAUUCUACCGAUUUCCCCGAUGUCUCGUCGGAGGAAGUCGUGCUCGCGUCGGGUUUGCUCGCCCUAUUAAUCGUCGGCACCAUAUUUGGGAACAGUCUCGUUUGUGCCGCGUUUUAUUUGUUCCGCGAUUUGCGCACCGUGACGAAUUAUUUCGUUGUGUCGUUGGCUAUUGCCGAUCUUCUAGUGGGGUUCGUUUCGAUGCCUUUGUGGUUCACCUAUCUUGUGUUCCAGUGGCCACCGCAGAACUCAGAGAUCUAUGCUCUUUGGCUUUGUUUUGACAUUGCGACCGCGACUGCGUCUAUUAUGAACUUGGCUGUCAUUAGUGUGGAUCGCUUCUACGCCAUCACUUUACCGUUUCAAUACUCGCAGAAGAUCACCAAAAAACGCGCGUGUUUAGCUAUCGUGUUUGUCUGGCUGUACGCCUUCGCGGUCUCCUCCUCGCGCGCGAUAUCGUUCGCGAUCCCGAGUCGCGAAUCUCGCGCUCAGUUCUCGUUUGGGUACACAUUUUUCGUGGCAACAGCCAGCUUCUUCGUGCCGCUCCCGGUGAUGAUUUAUUGCUACACGCGGAUUUUCAGCGUGGCGCGAGUGCAGGCCGCGAAGAUACGCGAGUUAGACAGUGUGCGCUCGUUUAUUGAAAGCCCACGCAACGGAAACUCCGUCACGGAAAAUAGCGUAUUUAUCAACGAUAACAACACUCCCCAAACAACCUACAACUCCACGAAGACUGGAAUACGAAGUUACUUUAAGAGACCAGUACUGACAAGCCAAAGCUCGUUUCGCUUGCAGCGCAGGGCGUUAAGCACCGAUAUCAAAGCCGCUAAGACCCUGGCCAUUGUGAUGGGCGCGUUUUUGCUGUGCUGGGCCCCGUAUAUCAUUGCGUUACUGUUAGAGGUCUCCUGCCCACGCUGCGUCCCAUUCCAAGACAAAUACACCCUAGCCAAAGCCGUCAAGUGGCUCGUGUACUCGAACUCUGCUUUAAACCCUAUCAUUUACACUGCUCUGAAUCGUGCGUUUAGAGAUGCUUUCAAGCGGGUUUUGUGCAAGUUCUGGACGGCUCGGAGACGGAAUGCGUAUUUUACGACAGCGGCGAAGCACCCAUGCCGAGAAAGUCUGAGAUCUGAGCGAGGGAGUGUUAGGGAUGGAGUGGAAGGCAACCCGAAAACAGAACUAGAAACCGUAUAUGUACAAGACAAGGUGACGGUGUUGUGAGUUGUAUGCAAGACUGAAAGGUAGCUAUGUCGGGCAUCUGUGGGUUGCUGCAUUGUUGCAUGCUGGUUCAAGGUCAAUCGAAAUCUCGGGUCCUCUUCGCGGUGUUGCAUGGAGGGCGACUGUUGCCGCUUGCAGUGCAUGAUUGCUCUGUACGCAAGUGGUUUUGUAUGUACUCCAUUUGGGUCGUGAUAGUUGUUGUACAGAGGGUGGCUGUUGCCUGCGUAAUGUUGCAUGGGGCUGUGAGAAGUGUUGCUAGUGAUACUAGCUGAGUUUUAUACCAAACUGCGUCCGAGUUGCGGGUAUUGAUACAAUACAGGACAUUAUACAUGUACGCUAGCUCUCCUUGCCGAACCUUGCUACGCCUCAGUGAAAUGAGUUGCAGGUCGAGUUGCAUGUGACUUGCAGGUCGAAUCUCAUACGUUGAUCGAAUUGCAUGGAUUAGAGGCAUAAUUACAAUUGUAAAUGUUUGUAAACAAUUUAGAUUUGGCAAUUGAAUGAAAGAUUAUGACUCAUUGGAAAGAGUCCUAUUGUUUGUGCUAUUGUUUGUGCGAGAUAUACAUCAUCCUUCCAGACUUUCAUGGCGUAGAUUAUUUAUGAUAACACAUUCAAGACACGGCAGACACACAGAAAACACAGUAGUCGAAGAAUAAUUCGAAGAAUAAUCAGAACUAAUAUCUGAGUCACCUGAGUAACUAUGGCCCAUCAUGCACUGGAGGCUAUGGACGCACGUUUUGUACAAUAAGGCCAUCAUCUAGAAAGAUUUACAAUGUAGAUUAAAGAGGACAAUAAAUCAGUCUUUCCUAAA
Molecule: messenger RNA, 4027 nt
Organism: Nematostella vectensis (starlet sea anemone)
Lineage: Eukaryota; Metazoa; Cnidaria; Anthozoa; Actiniaria; Edwardsiidae
Product: dopamine receptor 2
Exons: 1
Coding region: 1993-3222 (409 amino acids)
Biological process (GO): adenylate cyclase-activating adrenergic receptor signaling pathway
Cellular component (GO): membrane
Molecular function (GO): G protein-coupled receptor activity
Source: RefSeq, a predicted model, not a curated record